ACAGCCAGUCCAGUCCACAGCAGCAAACUCUCCAACAUUUGUCAGUAUGAUGGGCCAUGGUGUUUUCAGGCUACAAUCCCUGUGUGGAUUGCUUUGUGAGGGAGCACGAUUUUACAGCAGGACACCAGUAGUUAAAGGUUUUGAAGUACUGCAGCCUGCUGUGAACCAACAGAAAAGAUCCAUCAGCUUGUCCGCUGUAUCAAGGAACGGCAGGUCAGAUGAAAAAUUAACAGUCCACUUUAUCAAUCAACAUAACAAGAAAUUAACUGUAGUGGCAGAGGAGGAUGAAAGUCUGCUUGAUGUUGUGUUAAACCACAACUUAGAUAUUGAAGGAUUUGGUUCAUGUGAAGGAACCCUGGCUUGUUCAACAUGCCAUUUAAUCUUUGACAAGGAGAAUUUUGACAGUUUGGAUAAGAUUUCUGUUGAAGAAUUGGACAUGUUGGAUUUAGCCUUUGGACUGACAGACACGUCCCGGCUGGGUUGUCAGGUUCAUAUGAAGAAAUCAUUGGAUGGAAUGACUGUGAAAGUACCAAAAGCAUUUGAUGUGAGAAAGGCAACUAAUGCAAAGCAGCAGUCAUAAAAGGGAGCCGUCGCAAUCCUGUUACAUAUCUUGGUUCACUAACAUGAUGUUCAAGAAAGCUAUCACGGAUGCAUUCUAUGAAGUCUUCCUCAAGACCGCCUCGACCAACUUGAUUCGCCCAAUCUAUGUGGAAGUUAAAGUCCCCCAUGACAACUGCUGCUCCAUUCUUACAUGUAUCAAACAUUUUUUGGUUUAUUGCCUGUGCCACUGUAAUGUUAUUAUUUGGUAACCUAUAGACAACUCUCGCCAGUGAUUCUUUCCCUUUUACUAUUCCUAAUCUCUACCCAGAUGGACUCAUCAUUCUGCUGCUUAGAUCUUAUGUCAUCUCUCACUAUCACCCUGAUGUCAUCCUUAAUUAAGAGCGCUACCCCACCUCCCUUACCUUCCAGCCUGUCCUUCUAUAUUACCUGAUAACCUUGGAUACUUAAUUCCACCCUUCUGUAAUGGCCAAUAAGUCAGACCCCUUUGUAAUGAUUUAUGCCACAAGUUCACUGGCUUUGUCUUGAAUACUACGGGCAUUCAGAUAAUGUGCCCUUACACUCAUUGUCCUUUUAGAAUCUAGUAACCUUUGUGUUCUUUGCGUUUGACUUUUCUGUUCUCCACUCUUACUUUUCUCUUUUCUAACUUUUGCUCUGGUCUCUGCCUUGCUUCCCUCUGUCUUUCUACAUGGAUUCCCCUCCCCCUGCCAUUUUAGUUUAAACCCUCCCAAACAGCACUAGAAGACAAUCCCCCUGGGACAUUGAUCCCAGUCCUGUCCAGGUGUAGACUGUCAGGUUUGUGCUGGUCCCACCUCCCCCAGAACCAGUUCCAAUGCCCCAGGAAUGUAAAACCCUCCCUCCUGCACCACUGCUCAAGCCACAUAUUCAUCCUAACUAUGUUGCUAUUCCUACUCUGACUAGCAUGUGGCACAGGUUGUAAUCCUGUGAUCGUUACCUUUGAGGUCCUACUUUUUAAUCUAUCUUGUAGCUCCUGAAAUUCGGCUCGUAGGACCUCAUCCCGCUUUUGCGUAUUGUGUAAAUGAAAUUGGCAGAAUGAUCAGAGAGCUCGUAUUGACUUGCACUCGAUCUGAUUAGAUUCUCUUCCAAUUGCAUGGCCCCAACCCCCACUAUCACCUCCUGUUGCAUGUCCCUUAAUAAUUGUACUGUAUCCUUGGCAAACAGAUCACCACAUGGGUAACAAAUUAGGAGCAGUUGGUGUGGGCUGAGAUGAUGCAAAUUCAUCUCACAGCUAGCUUCAAAACAAACAUUUGUUAAUCUGAAAGGGCUUUAAGCCCAGAUCCUGAAGGUGAAAGUUUAGUGUCUAAACCACUGCACCAUAAUGUGACCUAAAGAAACAUAGUUCUCUCAGAGCUGUAGGCCUAAUUGAUUCAACGGAAGGCAGUGACUGCAAGUUUUAAACUUGAGUGGAGUUAUGUUUGUAUCUUAUUGAUGGCGUAAUGGGUCAAAAGCCAAAUCCUCAACUCCAGUGACAGCCUCUGUUAAAAUCCAGAGUUUCUCAGAAUCAGAUUUAUUAUCAUUGACUUAAAUGAUGUGAAAUUUGUCAUUUUGUGGCAGCAGUAGAGUGCAAAGACAUAAAAUUACUAUAACUUAUAAAUUACUAUAUCUUAUAUAUAACUCCUUAUACCUUAUAUUGCUAUACCUUAUAUAUAACUAUAAAUAAAUAGUGCAAAAUAAAAAGGAAUAAUGAGGUAGUGACAAUGGCUUCAUGGACCAUUCAGAAGUCUGAUGGUGGAGGAGAAGAAGCUGUACCUGAAUCGUUGAGUGUGGGUCUUCAGGCUCCUCUACCUCCUCCCCGAUGGCAAUAACGAGAAGAGGGCACAUUCCAGAUGGUGAAGGUCCUUAAUGAUGAAUGCUGCCUUCUUGAGGCAUCACCUCUUGAACAUGUCCUCGAUGGUAGAGAAGGUUAUACCCAUGAUGGAGCUGGUUGGGUCUAUAACCCUCUGCAGCCUCUUGCGAUCCUGUGCAUUGGAGGCCCCAUACCAGGCUGUGAUGCAACCAGUCAGAAUGCUCUCCACCGUACAUCUAUAGAAAUUUGUUUCUCACUCCCCUCUCUCACUUAGUACCUGACACGUCAUAUGUACCACAUAAGAAUUGGCUCAUUCUCCUUGACAGGAUUUAGUGUUCUCUGUUCUUGAAGUCAGAAAGAUUUUAGGAGGAAGUGUGGAUACAUUACCAACAACAUUGUUCUUUAUCUGAGUUUGUUACUGUAGCCAACAUUUUUGCUAUUUAUUGCAGGACACUCUGCACAGUAACCAGAAAGGCCAUUUAUUUCCUCUCAGUCAUUCAGGAUCCUGAAGAUAUCACUAUCUGUAUAACUAUCACUGUUAUGCAGGAGGGUUUAGCCAAAGUGCAUGGAAGUUGAACCUGAAACUUUUAAUACUGUUUGGUAUUAGUUUUGUUAUGUGGCUCCAACAAUUUCCAUUCUGAAUUUAUUCAGAUUCAAACAUAAGCUUAAUAUGAGAGUUCUGCACAAGCAAAGGCACAAACAUUUGACCUUCAACUUAUUUAGCUCAAGCAAGAGAAUUAUGAAAAUUACAAUUCAGACAGACAGUGUUAAAUCUGACAUUUCAAUCUUUAUUAUUAGUGAGAAUACAUAGGGUGCUUAUCAGCAGACAGUAGUAGUGACAAGAGAAAUAGCAAUAACUAUAUCCAAUAUAUUAAACAGCAGUGAUUAUACCCAUUAUUUUAACAAAGCAGCAUGGCAACUCAAGUAGUCAAGGUGCUGAAGAAAGCACAUGGCAUGCUUGUCUUCGUCGGAUGGGACACUGAGUACCAGUGUUGGGACGUCAUGUUACAACUGGACCAGGUGUUGGUGAGACCACACCAGGCAUAUUGUGUGCUAUUCUGGUCGCCAUACUGUAUGAAGGAUGUGAUUAAAAGAGGGUACAGAAAAAAUUCACAAGAAUGUUGCUGGGACUGGAAGGCUUGAGUUAUAAGAAGAGACUGGAUAGGCUGGGACUGGUUUCCCUGGAGCAUAGUAGGCUGAUGAACUGUACGGACGAACUGUAUGGAGAACGCGGCGAAUGAUUCGAUUGAUCAUUGGGCAGCCUAUCGCUCAGCGGA
Molecule: messenger RNA, 3642 nt
Organism: Pristis pectinata (smalltooth sawfish)
Lineage: Eukaryota; Metazoa; Chordata; Chondrichthyes; Rhinopristiformes; Pristidae
Gene: fdx1b
Product: ferredoxin 1b
Exons: 5
Coding region: 47-580 (177 amino acids)
Biological process (GO): positive regulation of oxidoreductase activity; P450-containing electron transport chain
Cellular component (GO): mitochondrion
Molecular function (GO): 2 iron, 2 sulfur cluster binding
Source: RefSeq, a predicted model, not a curated record